GCUGCCCAAUGGAAAAAGGGAGCCGAGCUCACAGACCGGGACCUGGUUUACCUCCACGAAUGACAGCAUGGCGGGGGAGGGACAGCCUAUCACGUGCCCGGGGCGGAACGGGGCGGGGCGGGCCGCCGGCGGCGAGGUGAGCCGAGAGAGCGGUGCGCAGGCGCCCUGGAGACCCGGUAGCGGUGGCGGAGGCUGCGGCGGCAGCGGCGAAAGGAGCUGGAUCGCUGAACGGAGCGGGAGGCGGCGGCGGCGGCCAUGGCGGCAGACGGAGAGCGUUCCCCUUUGCUGUCCGAGCCCAUCGACGGCGGCGCCGGUGGCAACGGUUUAGUGGGGCCCGGCGGGAGUGGGGCUGGGCCCGGGGGAGGCCUGACCCCCUCCGCACCACCGUACGGAGCCGGUAAACAUGCCCCACCCCAGGCAUUUCCCCCGUUCCCUGAGGGGCAUCCAGCGGUGUUGCCUGGAGAAGACCCACCCCCUUACUCACCUUUGACUAGUCCGGACAGUGGGAGUGCUCCCAUGAUCACCUGCCGAGUCUGCCAGUCGCUCAUUAACGUGGAAGGCAAGAUGCAUCAGCAUGUGGUCAAGUGUGGUGUCUGCAAUGAAGCCACUCCAAUCAAGAAUGCACCCCCAGGAAAAAAGUAUGUCCGAUGCCCUUGUAACUGUCUCCUUAUCUGCAAAGUGACUUCCCAGCGGAUUGCCUGCCCUCGGCCCUACUGCAAAAGAAUCAUCAACCUAGGGCCUGUGCAUCCAGGACCUCUGAGUCCAGAACCACAGCCAAUGGGUGUCAGGGUCAUCUGUGGACAUUGCAAGAAUACUUUUCUGUGGACGGAGUUCACUGACCGAACCUUGGCACGUUGCCCUCACUGCAGGAAAGUGUCAUCUAUUGGGCGCAGGUAUCCACGGAAGAGAUGUGUCUGCUGUUUUUUGCUUGGCUUACUCUUGGCAGUCACUGCCACUGGCCUUGCUUUUGGGACAUGGAAGCACGCACGGCGAUACGGAGGUAUCUAUGCAGCCUGGGCAUUUGUCAUCCUGUUGGCUGUGCUGUGUUUGGGCCGGGCCCUGUACUGGGCCUGUAUGAAGGUCAGCCACCCUGUCCAGAACUUCUGAGCCCCAUGAUGAUCACAGACUGUGCCUGGCCCCUCCCUGGUGAGGGACAGUGACACUACAAAGGGAGCUGGGGUAAAAGGCUCCCAGGUCUUCUAUAAGGAAGCCAAGCAGCUGCCUUCCUUUUUCCUGGGAGAGGUAGGAAGGAACCAGGCCCUCACGCUUGGAGGGGUAGAUAAGACUGCUGCUGGCUGUCUUGUUUUCCUCCUGGGGUUGCUGUGUUUAGGGUGUAGUAGGUGAAACAUUGCCCCUGAACUUGGGUCCUAUAGAUGGUUCUUCCUAUGUGCUCCCUGUGAAGCAUUCCUGUCCCUUACACAUUCCAGGGCAGGGUGGGGGUGGGUAGCCUUGGGGGGGUUCCCCUCCCUCUUGUGCACCUUUAAGACCUUGCUGCUGCUAUUGCACUUCACCAGGGGCUGGCUCGGGCCUCAGUACCCUCAUACUCUUCUCCCCACAUUCCGUGUCCUGUGGGGGUGGGGUCAGCUGCUGCUCUAUACAGAACCACAGGAACUGAUGUGUAUAUAACUAUUUAAUGUGGGGUAUGUUCCCCAGUCCUCUAUUUCCCUUAAGUCCUCCUCCCAAGCUUCCUGACCUCCCAGUUGCAAUACUGAACUGGGUUGGGUAGGGUUGCUGUCUUCGAGGAGGUUAGGGAUUCAUCCUGUGCUUGUAAAUAAAUAAGGUCAUGACUCUA
This is a messenger RNA of Castor canadensis (American beaver), 1792 nucleotides long. RefSeq names its product phosphatidylinositol-4,5-bisphosphate 4-phosphatase 1 (gene Pip4p1). Gene Ontology annotation, cellular component: lysosomal membrane; phagocytic vesicle membrane; plasma membrane. Gene Ontology annotation, molecular function: phosphatidylinositol-4,5-bisphosphate 4-phosphatase activity. Lineage: Eukaryota; Metazoa; Chordata; Mammalia; Rodentia; Castoridae. Gene Ontology annotation, biological process: phosphatidylinositol dephosphorylation. The record is from RefSeq and is a predicted model, not a curated record.